Molecule: messenger RNA, 495 nt
Organism: Apiotrichum porosum
Lineage: Eukaryota; Fungi; Basidiomycota; Tremellomycetes; Trichosporonales; Trichosporonaceae
Exons: 4
Coding region: 1-495 (164 amino acids)
Source: RefSeq, a predicted model, not a curated record
AUGUCGUCCAACAUCCCCAAGCACCUCCCCACCGACGUGGACCCCUACAAGCUGUCCAUGCAAGGUAACAUCAAGCAGGCGUCGUCCAUGGUCAACCGCAUGGCACGUCGCGACCCAGCGCUGUACCCCCUCUCGUUUAUCCUCGUCGGCAUUGCCGGUGUGACGGGUUACUUUGCCAUGAAGAAGGCGUUCGAGCCUGACGCGGAGCGUCGCUUCGUCGGCCGCGUCAACCCGUGGGAGAAGGAGGACCAGCACGACACGGCCCCCGGCACCGUGGCGGCGUUCAAGUACCGCUACAAGACGCGUGACGGCCACAUGGAGGACGCCAUGCCGACGAUGAACGUCGAUGUGCGCAAGAUGAUGCGUCCACCUGUUCCGCACCGCCGCCGCCUACCACUUGACACCGAUAUCCCCAUGGUCGUCACUCUCCGGUCUGACACCAACGACCGCCGCCGCGACGUUUCCUCCGUCUCAUCGUCACCACGACGCCCCUGA